CUCCCUCCUUCUGUUUGAGCUCGACAUUGGUGACAAGUCCAUCUAUCACCACCAUCAGUUCCGCUCUUUCUAUAUGUCGUACCAUAUCCCCACAGCACCCUCGCCCAUGGACAGCAACGGGUCGGCGGAUGGUGCAAGCGAGAGAUGCCCGGACAACCUCUGCGCUCACGUCUUACCAGCGUACCUCUCUGACAACUACGGGAAGGACGUAAACAGCCUACUCCACGGCUUCUGCAGCAAAUGCUCUUUCCAAGCCGAAGUGGAACCUCUCUGCGGCUUUUGUAAGCAUUUACGACUUCGUCAUCUUGCCAUAUGCCUUGGUGACAAGUCCUACGACCUCAGAUUCGAUCUUGAGCUUGGCUGCGACUCUAGUGGCAACGGAAUCUCACGAAUUGUCUCCAACAAUGGUUGUGCGUUGUGCUGCCUUUUGGCCAGCGUCAUCCACUCAUGCGUUAUCAUGUUCAGCAAGCUUGAAGGAGAUGAAGAGGUCAUACGAAAAAAGACAAGGCUAUCCUUGGAAGUAGAAUCGGGAUACGGCAGAUGCCAUAUGUCUUUACACAUCACCAUGCCUGACACAAGGUAUACAAUUGAUAUUGCCUUGCGCGCGGCUUCGCAAGAUUCAAGACCAACAACUCACCGAGGUCAAAUCAGUUGGCCUGCUGUCCAACAGUGGAUCCAGAAGUGCAGCGACGAGCAUGCCUGCGCCAGGUCGGAGCACUCAACGAUGCCGCAAGGCUUUCGACUCAUUGAUGUGAACGAUCGAAAAGUCAAGUCUGACUUCUUAUCCAGCUCGAGGCUUGGCCGCGAUAUCAAAUUCGUUGCCCUCAGCUACGUUUGGGGAACGACAGCGGCUUCAAGGGAGGACGCAUUGCUGGAGUCCAACAAGAACGAACUUGAAGCGAGCAAUGGUCUGGGGAAGAUUAGUCUGGGUCAGCGCUUCCUUUGGGUCGACCGGUUCUGCAUCCAGCAGGACGGCAUGGAGAGCGAAAAGAAGGAGCAAAUCAACGCCAUGGGCGACAUCUAUUCAGCGGCCGAGUUCACCAUCAUCCACGCAAGCGGGACCAGCAUGCACGACCCGAUUGCAGGUGUCUCGACUGCGCGUGAGACUUUUCAGCUCAAAAAGGGGGUGUGUGGGCUCGAGUACAUGAUACAUUACCCUGAUCUCCAAAUCGCCCUGCAGAAGUCCAGAUGGGUUGAGCGGGGAUGGACCUACCAGGAAGCCGUCUUGUCCCGAAGAAAGCUGAUCUUUACACCUUUUGAACUUUGGUUCGAAUGCAACGACACUCGUGAGGCGUAUCAGCGAGAACAUCAGUAUUCGCUGGAUAGGAACAAUAUAACCUUGGGAACCUUGCGGCAAGAACAAUAUCGAAUCGGUGGCCAUGCUGAAAAGAGGACUAUAUUCCUGCAUUUCGCCCGCCACCUUGAAGCAUACACACGCAGGUCUCUCACCCAGCAGUCAGACAUCCUGGAUGCUUUUCAGGGCAUCCUGGCUACGCUCUACAACAGCCGCCUCCACAUUUACGGACUUCCAGAAGCUGAUUUUGGCAAAGCUCUGCUUUGGUACUGCAAGGGCAACCAUAUCACGACUGGAGGUGUCCUUGGCCUUCCGUCGUGGUCAUGGGCUUCGGUCAUUGGGCCUAUCACAGCUGGUGAAUUCUUAGGCGAUUUGUAUCGAGAAACACUCGUCGAGUGGUUUUACAAGGAUCAGAACGGAGAGCUGAUACCCGUCAGAUCAGAGACGUUCAUCCCCUCUGGCCAUCAGUCUCACGCCAACACUCAAGCCCUUCUUCUGGUUGCAUGGUGGAAAGAAUGCAUCGAGCACGAAAUUCCGGAAGACGUGAGAGGAAAACUCGAGAAAGGGUUCCCAGCCUGUGCCAUCUUGAAUGAGCCCCGGCGCCGCCUGAUUGAGAAGGUAUGGGAACAUCUCGAAGAUACGACUGGUGAAUUAUGUGCCGAAUGCAAAUAUGAGAUUGAGAAGCGCUGGCCCUGUUCGGAAGACGUCUGGACGGAUAUAAGAAAGGCGCGGGAUUCUGGGCAUUGGAAGACACAGAACCUCAGGAAUGGUUUCAGAGGUGAAGAUCGGUUAUUGAUCGAGAAGCUACGUCCUGGGGUCUUGUUGACUCGUGCACAGACAGCAUAUUUCAGGGUGUUCAUGGCCGUAGAAUUGGAGCAUGCCGGUUUUCUUCGCAUACAGAUGUGCCUCACAGAUUCAGGAGGCCGGAGGAUCGGGUUGAUUAGACCCAAUUGUGUGGCCAUGACGCUACAAAUGGCCAUGGACAAUACCAUGCCACGGAUCUCACAGGGCGAUGCCAUCGAGUGCAUCGGUGUGUCGCUGGGUGUUAGCUGUCUUUUCGGGUGGCUUAAUCCAACCUUGAUCUCCUGGGACUCGCGACUUGAACUGAGGCAUUCACUUCGCGAACUGGCUAGCGCAAUGAGCGCCAAACCGACAAUGACGGAGAAUAUGAAGUACUCAUCCAACGAGGGGCUCGAUAGUCAGCAGCCAAUGGUGAACGUCCUAAUCAUUCAUCGUCAAGAGGGAUCCCCGUUUGCGCGUCGAAUUGGUGCUGGCUUUGUUUUCUUCAAAGACUGGCUCAAGGCCGAUCAUUAA
Messenger RNA from Trichoderma reesei QM6a, 2608 nucleotides. RefSeq lists its product as uncharacterized. The coding region runs from base 74 to 2608 and encodes 844 amino acids. The record is from RefSeq and is a predicted model, not a curated record. Lineage: Eukaryota; Fungi; Ascomycota; Sordariomycetes; Hypocreales; Hypocreaceae. The transcript has 3 exons.